AUGGCUACUGUGAACAUGAACUGCAUUGAAUUCUAUAACCCCAACCCCAAACGUACCUUCAAGGCCUCACAGGUUCAGCCGACGAAGUCGGUGUUGAACAAUCACCGGCAGCCUCUACAACCCAACAGAUCACCAUCUGCAACGUUAGCGGGGGAUGUUCAAGAUAACCACUCGUUAGAUGACUCUCUUCCGUCGCUUGAAGAGCUGCUCCGUCCUCUUCAAAACGGAGACAUCCCUCGGGUGCCACAUCAAAACCACAAGCCCCUCCAUAUCUCGAAGCGCCAACUGAACGACGAGGGCCAUCUGCUUACAGGUGCCACAACCCCGAACUCGGCCUAUGUGCCAGGCAAUACCCAAAGAGAGCCCCUAAUUAUCGAAGAUGACAGCGACGAUGAAAGCGACGACGAGGCUGAGGCUGGAGCUGCCUGGAGCGAUCUCCAGCCUCAGCUUCUUGCCAGCAUUGAGGAUCAAGACGCGAGCGAGUGUGGUCUUGCCACUCAAGAUACUGCCUCGACCGCCAGCAGCCUAUUUGACCCCUCUACUCCUCGAGACUCAGAUUAUCUCAGUGCUGAUGGUUUCUCUAAGGAUGGACAACAACUCCCGUCUUUCGCAGAGCUGGACUCGAAAUUUCCUGUUCACGUUCGAAGACCUUCUCCAAAUUGCUCUGAGCUAGCUGAGACAACAGGUCAUGAUCAAAUUCACCAGGAUGUCGAGAAGGCCAUAGUCGACGAAAUGAGGCCUUCUCCACUACGCGAGAGGGCUUGUGGAUCGUGCGACCGUGGCUACGUCUGCGAUAUCGAGGAUGAACUACAACAAACUUCAGCAGAAGCGGGGGGACCACUGCGUUCAAGCGCAGCUCACUCCCAAUACAAUCAGAUGGACCAGGAAAGUCAAAAUAAUACAGACGUUCGGGGUACUUCGAGGGAAGAACGAUUAUGGGAAGAGACAAUUGAACAGCAGCAUUGCCAACAAAAUGAGCAAGAAGACGAACAGGAGGACAACACAGAGGCGACCAGUAGCGAGGACAAACGCCCGAUUAGCUACUACCAGCAAACAAAGGACAGCCCUCAGCACCAACAGCUGGAAGACAAGACCAUAAUUGCAACCCCUCUCUCACAAGACCGCGAACACAGCAUCAAAUCAUACCGUAAGGACAAUGAGGAUACUGAGGACAACGAGGAUGAUGAAGAUGACGAGGAUGUGCGACCUCCAAGACGACGAAAGCGCCGCCGCAGAGAGUCUGACGCGAUUGAAACCGCCACCCUCAAGAAGGUCCACACGCGCUUGUUCACUGUAGCCCAAGCCCAGACCUGCACUACUCGAGGAUCUACAGUUUCUCGGAGUUCACCAGACGAUGCGGAGUCAGCUCUAGGCGCAGACUACCAAGAAUAUCCUCUUCAGGGCUUUCUCAAGCGUAUUCGUUCAGGCCAUCAAUCGGUCUCCACAUAUCAAAUUGCACAUCUAGCGGGGAAUCAGUUGGAGGAUCAACGAAUCCACGGGUUUGCGCAUCCCAUGCAAAGAGGUCGCGGCCAGCUCUGCAGAAGCAGAGAAAGUGACCGCCUUUGCGAGAACGAAUUGCGAACAGACCUGCUGAAAGAGAAAGACAAAUUGCCAUGGGACGAAAUUGCGGAGUUCUUCCCAGGGAGGAGCAAAGGGACAUUGCAAGUGCGCUACAGCACAAAGCUGAAGAACCGCUCGCAGACGUCGAAGUACAAGAAAGGCAAGGGAGUAUGCUCAUCAGCGUUUUCAACGGACUUGGUUGAUCCACAGCUUCGAGAUGCCCUUCCUUCCACAUCAUCUCUAGCAGCAACUGCAGACUUCAUCACGGGUCCUCACAGAGACAUACUAUCAACUGGGAACAAAGAGCAUACAACACUGCAGCUGCGUUGUGGCAGCCAAGGAAUGGAAAGCGAUACAGAUGAGAUCUGCGACGUUGAAGUGCUGCUUGCCAAGUUGACAGUACGUAAUGUGGUUUGGUACCUCGUGAAGUGGGAAGGUUUUGGUGAUGAUGAAAAUACAUGGCAGGAACAGGGCGACAUCAGUUUGGAUCUUGUUGACAAUUUUGAGGCGAGCUAUCAAGGGAACUUCGGUGUGGAAUUACUCAAGAAGCGAGAACGGAGAGGGAAAAUUAAAUAUUUUGUUAAAUGGAAGGGUCAUCCAGCGGGUGAGAAUUCCUGUGUAAUGGUGGGUGCACCAGAUAUGAGAAUCUAG
Molecule: messenger RNA, 2211 nt
Organism: Pseudogymnoascus destructans
Lineage: Eukaryota; Fungi; Ascomycota; Leotiomycetes; Thelebolales; Thelebolaceae
Exons: 4
Coding region: 1-2211 (736 amino acids)
Source: RefSeq, a predicted model, not a curated record